This is a messenger RNA of Penaeus chinensis, 2743 nucleotides long. Its product is annotated as doublesex and mab-3 related transcription factor 3, truncated-like. The coding region runs from base 489 to 1937 and encodes 482 amino acids. The record is from RefSeq and is a predicted model, not a curated record. The transcript is spliced from 3 exons. Lineage: Eukaryota; Metazoa; Arthropoda; Malacostraca; Decapoda; Penaeidae. Gene Ontology annotation, molecular function: RNA polymerase II cis-regulatory region sequence-specific DNA binding; DNA-binding transcription factor activity, RNA polymerase II-specific. Gene Ontology annotation, cellular component: nucleus. Gene Ontology annotation, biological process: sex differentiation; regulation of transcription by RNA polymerase II.
UUCCGACUGCCACACUAACCGCAAAUUGGUCCACGCGACACUCGCUUUAUCGCCGCCAGAUCUUGACGUUUGGAGUCGCGGCGAAAGAGGGAAAGUGUUUUCCUGGAGGUGCAGGUGCUUUGCUCGAUCAGCGUCUGCUCGGUGUUUGUUGCUCUGCACGUCAAUGUGUGUGUUGACAAUGACUUUACGUUGAACUGCCCUGCAUUGUCUGAUCAGCGAGUCGGAAGGGUUUUCUCAUCCGGAAUUGCGUGGAAAAAUAACACAGAACUCGAAGGAGGCGAUCAAGAUACGCCUUCAAUCAUAAAGUGCAGUGUGUAAAAGGACUAGAAAACCACCCGUGCCUUCCCAUAGCCGCCAAGAGCUUACCGUCGCCAGCGGCCUCUAGCCAGCCCAAGGUUCCCCGCAGGCCGGUGACUUCGGAAGGGCGCCGACCACUCCGUGCGUCUUGGUCGGUCGCGGUGGUCGUCCUCGCCGCAGCGCUGGAGGGCAUGAACGGCAGCGGCGGCGGUGGCGGUGCCCUCGGCUACCCCACCACGGAGAAGGGCGCGCGGAAGCCCAAGUGCGCCCGCUGCAGGAACCACGGCAUGAUCAGCUGGCUCAAGGGACACAAACGCCAUUGCAAGUUCAAGGAUUGCACGUGUGCGCGAUGCAACCUCAUCGCCGAGCGCCAGAGAGUGAUGGCAGCGCAGACUCUGUUGCAGGUGGCCCUCAAGAGACAGCAGGCAGCCGAGGACGCCAUCGCCCUCACCCUCCGCGUCGCCGCCACGGGCACGACCUGCCCCUUCCUCCCCCAGGGCCCCAUCUACGGCCUCCCCGUCACUGAGCCGCACAUCAAGGACGGCGAGAUGGAAGGCGCCCUCGCGGAGGACGACUGCAGCAGCGACGUCAGCGUGUCGUCGCCCGGGCUCGUCGCGUCGCCCGCCAUGUCGCCCACCUCUACCUCAGGGUCCACUCUGCCCGACGACGAAGGGGCCACCGCCGCCGCUGCCGCAGCCGCCGCCGCCGCCGCCGUCUCCCGCACGCCGCCUAGCCUACCCGUCCACACCUCCGCCCACGUCACCGCCCACGUCACGUCGCACGUCACCACGCACGUCGCCAGCCACGUCACGGGCUCGCACAUCUCGCACCUGUCGGCGUCCACAAAGGCGCCGCAGGAGCCCUCCGCCGCGGAGGUCCCUGCCACGCCCGCCGUGCCACAGCAGGCCGCCAGCGCCGGCCCGGGCGUCGACAGCCAAAGGGCCGCCGAGGGCCGCGUGGAGCCGCCCGCCAGUCGCGAAGCCACCACGUCCAUGGAGUGCGAGAGCACGGCGGAGAUGCGCAAGGAGGACGCGGCCGGCGGCCUGGACGGCGUGGACAUCCUCAUGAGGAUCUUCCCCGGCGAGCGGCGCGGCGUCCUCGAGCUGGUCCUGGCGGGGUGCGGCGGGGACCUCCUGCGGGCGAUCGAGCACUUCCUGUCCGUGGGCGAGGUGAUGCGCCGCCCGUCCCCGGGGGUCGGCCUGCCUCGCGGCCUCCACGACCCGCCCAUGCAGCCCAUGUCUCCGCCCAAGCCGAGCCUCGGCAGCGCCAAGUCGGCCUUCACGCCGCUCUCGAGCGCCAGCCUCCCUCCGCCGGCGCACCAGAGCUCGUACCUCGGGCCGGGCGUGCCCCGCGCCUCGCUCUACGGCGACACGCGCUUCGGCCCCCCUCUCCUACCCCUCUCGUACCCGCCUCUGCUGCCCCCGCUGCUGCCCUGCCUCCCCCCCCUCCCCCUCCACCGCCACUACCCCCACGACUCGUCGCCCGACCCCGCCGAGCUCCCGGACGCCAUCCGAGGCCGGGACCCCGUCGCCGACUACAGCAUCCGCCACGACCUGCUCGUCCGCCCCGACCUCCGCCUCAACCUCGACCUCCGACCUGACCUCCGGCUGCGCUCGCCCGCCGCCGAGGACAGCGCCUGAGGAGCGCCGCCGCCAACAGACCUUCGUGUAAGUGAGUCUGGCCUGACGCGGCAAAUUCUCCCCGAGAUAUAAUAAAACGACAUAAAAAUAUAUAUCACUAUAAAGUUAGAAGUUUCAUCCUUUGUAGCGUAGCGCGGAUAACGAUUUAAUUUAAAUAUUGUAAUACCUUAUUAAAUGAUGCUAAUCCUCGUCUUUUUGAAACAUAAAUUUCAAUCGUAGGCCAUUAGACUUAGAAUUUUAAAAAAGUGUAUGGUGUAAGCAAAUAGUUCACGAUGAAAUCGCAGUGACAGACAUAAAGUAAAGUGAAGGGAAACAAAAACUUUUCUUCCUCUUUCUUCUUUCUGUUUUUUUUUUUUUCUACAUUCUAGGUCCCAAGCAGUCAGAAGGAAAUAUAUGAUAGUAACCAUACAAAAGUAUGUAUUACAGAUAGGUCUAUUUUAUUAUAUCAAGUUGACGUAUUUUCUGUAUAUUUUGAAGUAGACAAACUCCACUUCCCUAAACCAAUCCACAAAACUCCAUGUGGGUUACAGCAUUCUUGUAUUUUAACUUUUGCCGACCUCGUCAUUUAGGACACGAGGAUGGCAAAAGUGCGAUAUUCUCUUCAUUACCUUAACGAGAAUCAAAUUGUUCAAAGCGACAGUGUGUUCAGAUUCUUUUCAGCUCGAAUUGUAUUUUUUAUUGGUUUCCUUGAAGGAGAUGUUUAUACGUGUUGUCUGAUGAAAUAAAUGUUUGUUUCAUUUAACUGCUGUAUGAGGAUUGUACAUAUGUUAAUACUCAUAUACAUUUUAACCUGUCUGUUUGUUUAU